Vitrella brassicaformis is the source of this 1416-nucleotide messenger RNA. Lineage: Eukaryota; Vitrellaceae. The record is from the annotation of a GenBank genome assembly.
CUCAUCACAGGACUUGGAAACAUGCGUGGAGACAAAACUCUUCGCAGAAAACGUCUGUGUCAGCGUCACCACCCUAGCUAUGCAGAGAGGUCACAAAAAAAGGCGACCCCGCAGAACACCAGAACACCCACGCAUCUGUUUGUCCAUCCAUCCAGCUCUGGCUACCCAUUCAGCCGACAUGCAGGCAGGCACGGAGGCAACUAAUCAAUCAUCACGUGACAAAAAACUCUGCCUUUGUUGGUGGUUCGGUUCACGGCUGCCUUUCAUUCAGUUGACGAAAGCGUCGAUGAGGGCGACGUAUGGCUGUCUGCACUUGGGGCACGUGUGGUCGAACUGUUCAGCGGCAUCCUCGUACUGCUGGGCGCACUCGUCACACUGCAGGCAGGCAGGCAGGCAGGCAGGCAGGAACACACACUUGACAGACAGAUGCAGGUGGGUGUCUCUCUCUCUCUCUCUCUGCGUGUAUGUGCUUACGAUGCGACGCACACGGCGCUUUGCCGUGCGGUGCCGCCAGCAGCAGCGGCCGCCGAUGCGUUGUGGAGGAAGCCACGGACGGCCUGCUUGUCGAGGCACAUGCAGCAGGUGGACUGACGGUCCUCUCGCCCAGCACUGUUCGCUGCGGAGGCCUGCUCUUGCUGCAAAGAGGAGAGGAUACACACACAUACAUACAUGGAUCACUCACUGGUGUGUCGUGUCGAUCUGUAUGCCCAGCCCGCCAUCCUCCCCACCUGCUGAAUGAGUGCCAGAAGGGACAUUGUCUCCUCGUCCCUCUCUCUGCCGUUGGACAGAGCCGUCAGCUUGCCUCGCGCACGGGCGAGGAACCGCUCCACCCCUGCCAGCUUGGCAGCGAUGCCCCGCUUGUCGUGGAGGAGGGCGGUGCGGAUGGUACGGCCAUCAGCACCAGCGAGACGACGGUCACUGAGGGUGGCGUCGAUGUCGGCCUGCUCUCUGGCGAGGUUCUCCUGCUCGGUCAUGACCUCGGAGAUGAGAAGGCUCAGCGUAUCGCCGUCGAGGUCGCCAUCCAACAAACUGCAUAGAGUGAGCAUACACACAGGAAGUGAAGAGCUCUGACCGACGGCAGAGAGAGGGACGAUGCACAACCGUGGAGUGAAGUGAACUGUGGUGCCUUCCGCUGACCUCUCCCGGUUGUGGAUCUCGUCGUCGCCGUUCUGCGGCGUACUGCGGCCCUGUGGGACUAAGUUUCCGGCUGCAGCGGCCGAGCUGCCGUCACGGGGGGCACUGCCGGGUCUGUUGAACCUGCAGCGCACACACAUGACAAGAAACACACACAGAGAUGCUGCGAUGGAUGCAUUUCAGUCGUUGCUGCCUGUCCUGCAUGCACACCACACCGUCGCUGCUGGACUUCCUCUCGAGUGUGAGCAAACGAGCAGAACUCCCCGUACGGGCAAUCCUGGC